AACAAUGCAGGCAAGUAAUACGGCUGUUCCGGCACCAGCUACACAACAACAGUCAAGAACACCUUUUAGCCUUGUACGAUGUGUUGCCGCUUGCUUGCUAGCCCUUAUUGUCAUUCUUGGUCUAGCCGUGUUGAUCACUUGGCUAGUCAUUAACCCCAAAAAGUUGGUCUACACACUUGAAAACGGUUCAGUCCAGAAUUUCAACCUAACCAACAACCAUCUCAAUGCCACAUUCGAUUUUGUUCUCAGGGCGCAUAACCCUAACAGAAGACUCUCUGUCUACUACGACUACAUCGAGUCUACGGUGAAAUACGAAGAUCAAACCAUCGCGUUCAAUACAAUCGAUCCCUUCUUCCAGCCUCACAGGAACGUCAGCCGAGUCAAAUCGAGACUGGUGGCUCUAAAUUUGGCGAUAUCGCCGCCAACAUCUAAAGAUCUCAUGGUUGAAACAGCAUCAAGGGAGAUUCAAGUUGAUGUUCGUUUUAAGGCAAGGACUCGGGUUAAGGUAGGCAUAUGGAAGUCUAAUCAUCGUACUCUACGGAUUGUUUGUUACUCGGCGACGUUUCAUUUAUCUUGGUAUAAACAUUUUGACAAGAUUCCAUGUGAAACGGAACUUUAGUGUAUGAUUUUUUUGGAACAAUCACCCU
Molecule: messenger RNA, 647 nt
Organism: Hibiscus syriacus
Lineage: Eukaryota; Viridiplantae; Streptophyta; Magnoliopsida; Malvales; Malvaceae
Exons: 1
Coding region: 5-619 (204 amino acids)
Cellular component (GO): plasma membrane
Source: RefSeq, a predicted model, not a curated record